AUGAAAUUAUUGAAAAAGGCCAAUGCUAAACUAAUAGAGCCUUAAAAGCUGGAAAACAAUAUAAAUAAAGCUCAAACAGCAAAGCAGAAGAUGCAGCAAAAUUUCAACUAUGAUUCCUUGAAUUAUUUAAUACAGGAUAAUCUUGCAAAGAUUGUUUAAACUUCUUCAUUUGUUAAUGGAUGCCAUCCAUCUAACCUUUUUGUUUCAGAUUAAAAUACUUUAUGGAUGAGUGAAAAUGGAAUGCCCUAAACUGUAGUCAUUGAUAUAUCAAAUCUUAAAACUAAAGCUAAAUUUUACUAAUGUUUCGGGUUUUAUUGUUCUCACGCUUAUUCAUCAAAUCCGUCACUCAUUAAUUUAUUUGUGUCAAAGGACGGGAUUUAGUUUAAACACUGGACUUCUUUGAAUCCAGUUUUUAAAGAAGGAAGAUAGCUUUUUGCAAUAGAUCCUAUCGGUCCAAGCUAUAAAUACCUUGAAGUAGUUAUUCAAGAAACUUUUGGUGCAAAUAGAACUUAUAUGAAUCAACUUUAUCUUCUUGAAAAGCAUCCAAAGUUUUUAUUCUAAAAAGAGCAAUCUCCAACUCCAGUAAAAAAUAAAUAUGCAAUAAAACCUGCACCUAUUGAUUUAGCUUCUCCUGUUAUUGUCUAAUCAAAUCAAGCUUAAAUCAAUGAUAAUUAAACUCAAUCCAACUAUUUGUCUAAUAAUAGUAAAACACCUACUAAACAACUCUAAAUUAGCUAUAUGGAACAUUAAAUGAACAAUUAUUUAUAAGAAAAGCAUCAACAUAAAUUGAAUAUGCCUUCUGAAAUAUAAAAUAAGCAGUAAUAACAGCUAAAUUCGAGCGCUUCUAAGAAAACUUAGACUGAUGAAGAUAGAUUCUUAAGUCAAGAUUAUUUUUCUUUGCAAAGUCAUAAUCAUACGAAGGAUAAAAACAAUCUAAAUUUGCAAGGCAGCCAGCCAAUGAGAAAUAAAAACACUCCUCACUUUAAUUAGUUUAAUAUGCUGAUUGGAAGUCAAAAUCAAAACUAAGAAACUGAAAAUACUGAUUCCCCAGAAUACUAUUAUGACAUACUUGAGAAUGUAUAGAAUAAUUUUAAUGGUCUAUGUGAAAAGCUUAAAACUCUCUAAAAUGAGUUUGAAAGUGUAUAAACCGAGUUUUAACAAAGUAUGAUAAAAUCACCAAUUAAAGAUCCAUCUAUAUUACUUGGUUAAAUUUCACAUAAUAGAUUCUAGAAUGUGUAAUAGCAAAACUUAAAUUUCAACUCAUAGUUCUAACGUGAAGAUUUAAAGGUUAAUGGCUAAUCUGAAUUAACUAAAGAGCACUUAAAGAAUGAGAUUAUGUAGGAGUGUAUGACAUUUUGUAAGAAUCAAAUUAUCUAAUUGGCUUCGCAAAGAAACUAUUAGACUAGUUCUGAUCAAUACAAAUUAAAGAGUCCUGAAAAUUACAGCCAUAGUAACAUCUACUAACUUAAUUAAGAUCAAGUCAAUAAUACUCAUCUUGAGUAGAAAUUAUAGUUUAUUAUUGAAGAUUGGCAAAAGAAAUUUUUUGAUGAUUACGUUUAGCCUACACUUUAAAAUCAAUAUUAGCAAAUGGAGAAAAAAAUUAUUAUGAGCAUCGAAAAGAAAGUACCCUAGCCUUAUUUAUCAUAGCAGCAAGUCAAUCCGUCAUUUAAUAGAUGUAGUUCUUAAAAUUUAUCGACUUAUCAAGCAAGUCAGGAUAAAUAAUAGCUAAUUCAUAGAUUCAAUAAUGAAUAGAAGCAUUUGCAGUUUUAGCAGAUGCAUCAUUAAUCUUCUUAGGAAGAUUAUCAUAAGGCUACAGAGUAGAUGUUUGACUAGAUUGAUCCAAUGUCUUCAACAUCAACUCUAUGUCAGCCAGUAAAUCACUUGAAGGAUACUAGUGAACUUAUGAAUAUCCAAACUCAAGAAGAUAUAAAGCAGAUAGCUUAAUUGCUCUAACAAAAAUUAAGUGUAAAAGCACAGAAGUUGAGGAUGCUUCAGCAAGAAUAACUAGAGACUGACAUUAAUGAUGACAUAAGGUCUUUAAGAGAUGAUGAUCCUGAUUUCAAUUGA
This is a messenger RNA of Stylonychia lemnae, 2067 nucleotides long. NCBI's taxonomy places the organism in Eukaryota, Ciliophora, Spirotrichea, Sporadotrichida, Oxytrichidae. The record is from the annotation of a GenBank genome assembly.